Messenger RNA from Rosa chinensis, 2488 nucleotides. RefSeq names its product protein OBERON 2. NCBI's taxonomy places the organism in Eukaryota, Viridiplantae, Streptophyta, Magnoliopsida, Rosales, Rosaceae. The transcript is spliced from 6 exons. The record is from RefSeq and is a predicted model, not a curated record. The coding region runs from base 554 to 2008 and encodes 484 amino acids.
AUGCAGCACAGACAUUAUCCUUGAACCACCCCCAGUCUUUGUGAAAUUUCUCAACUUGCCCACCCCACCUUUUGUUUUACCCCAACACCCCCAAGGUUGCUGAUAUUUGCCGUUUCCCUUUCCUCUCCGCCUCUCACCGUUGACCCCCUUCGCCUUUUAACGGUAACGACUUCCGAUCCAUACGCCCACAGUCACCCUCUUUCUCUGUUCUCAGGGUUUUCCAUAGGGUUUUGCUGUUUCUUUUUUUUCCUUCUUGAUUUUCUUUUUGCUAGUGAAACACAUUGUCUGGUUCAGAAUUCUCAUUUUUUCUUUCCCAAAAUCGAAACUGAAUCUCUAUGAAUUUGAGUCUCUCUCACAGGGUUUUUGCUGGAAUCUGAAACCCUAAUCUCUCUCCAAGUUGUCAAUGCAAAUUGUUCUUUGAGCGAUCUAAGGUCUCAUUGAAAAGAUGGCAGUUGGUUAACUCUUGGCUUAGUUUUGAACUUCCAGAAUGCACUACUGAGGUACAAUUUGAAAAUACACUACCUUCAUCCAAUCGGCUGCUGAAAAAUCAAUAAUGGAGAUUGAUAAUCACGAGGAAAGCGAUGGAAGCACACCUAGGACAAACGAAAAUGAUGUUUCUAUUAGGCGAGUUGCACCUGAUGAAUCUGGUGAAGGUUUGCCUUUUGCUCCUAUUAAUUGGCCUAAUCCUGGUGAUACUUGGCGGUGGAAAGUGGGAAAGCGAGUUUCUGGAUCUGGAUACUUUCUCGAUAGGUACCUCUAUCUUCCAAAAAGUCUUUGCCAUGGUGGUGGGAAUCCAACGCGUAGGAAAUAUGGUUUUGCAAGCAAGCUUGCAGUUGAACGAUACAUCCAAACAUCAUUUCCUGGUACAAACCUCGAUGCAUUUUUUGAAUCAUUCUCCUGGAAGAUCCCAGCCGAAAUGUCACUGUUAGCAAAUGGUGCUGUAAAGCUGAAGCAUGUUCCAGUUGGUCCACCAAUUCCACCUUGUGCAGAGAUUGAAGAGUCUGAUUCUCAGUCUGACGCCUUGUGCUGUAAAGCCAGAAAUAAGUUGUGCAUUAGUUUGUUAGGAGAAGCAGAAAACCCACCUUUAGCAUUCAUGAAGUGUGAUAUUUGCUGCACUGAAGCUAAGUUCUGUCGAGAUUGCUGCUGCAUUCUUUGUUCGAAGACUAUAAACUUCUCCUAUGGAGGCUAUGAUUACAUCAGAUGUGAAGCAAUGACAGGCGAGGGUACUAGAUGUGGGCAUGCUGCCCACAUUGAUUGUGCUCUCCGAUGCUACAUGGCUGGCACUGUAGGAGGAAGCAUCGGAUUGGAUUCUGAGUACUAUUGCCGGCGCUGUGAUGCAAGGACAAAUCUGGUUCCACAUGUGUCAAGGCUUUUACAGACAUGUGAAUCCCUUGAUUCUCGGGACAACAUUGAGAAGAUUUUAAAUAUUGGUAUCUGCAUCUUGCGCAGUUCCGAGAAAACCAGUGCAAAGGAGUUGCUCAAACGUAUUGAAGUGGCUGUUGCAAAGCUCAAAUAUGGGACUUAUCUUGAAGAUAUUUGGAAGCAGGAAGGUAAUUCAGCUAAUUCCACCGAUGUUUGUCAUCAUCAAAGUACUGACAUGGAAGUCACAACUUACCAAGAGCCCUCAAAUGGUAAAACAAGCUCAGAUUUGAUGUCUGCAUCUUUUGAUUAUCGCUCUGAAUCUCAAAGACUCGCAGAAGACAUUGAUCAGGUUCUGCAUGCACUAAAGACGUCACAAGAGUCUGAAUUUAAGAUGGCGGAGGAAAAGCUUCUUGCACAGAAGAACUAUAUUUGUAAUCUGUAUCAGCAACUUGAGAAAGAGAAGUCUGAUUUGGCACGUCGCACAUCAACCGACCCUGAUGCUUUACUCAAUAUUGUAUUGAGCAGGGUGAAGCAGAUUAAAAGAGAAGUCACGAAUCUCAAGGAGAUGGAGGAAAUAGCAUCUGGAUUUGGAAAGACUUCUAGAGCUACCCUGAAGAAGCACUUCAAUUUGGAAAUUGAGGAAUGAAGUGAAUACUUGUCCCGAUUAUGAAAUUCAUCACUUUUUCAGUAACAUUUGGCCCUUAACCUUCAUCAUUUGAACUGAAAUCUUAUAUUUCUCUUGCAAUUGUACUGCCACCCUACUGUGUAUGGUAGAAUGAGCCACUGUGUGGUGUGAUAUUUCAUGCCCGGCAGCAGGACAAAAGGAUGAAGUUCCUGUUGAAGAAACAGAAGUUGUUGGUGGUUUGUAAAUUGUGAGCUCCUAAGUGGUUUGCAUCCUUAGUUGUCAACUCAAGAACUGCGAGAGAAUAGACCAAGGGCAUUCAAGGAGUGCGUAAGAAUUUUGUGAUUUCUUGCAUCAAACAUCAUUGGGUCUUUCAUGGAAACAUGAGUAAUCAUCUCGUAAAUGCUUCUCUGUUCAAAGCAUCUGGCAGCUGCACUCUUGUAUGCAACUUCCCAGUUUGUUGAGCAGUUGUGUAACUGAAAGAAAAGUGUGUUUUCUUUGUUC